UGGCCCGUAAACUCCCUUCCGUCUAACAUAUGUCGUAUUAAUUUUUCUAAAGACUCAAAAUUAUUGUUUACUUUUUUUCGUGCUUUGGUCUUAUUCACACAGUCGGUUGCGUUUUUUGGAGGUAAUUUUACGCGACUCGAUAGGUGGGAUUGUACCCAACCGAUGCUGUCAAUUCGGUUUAUUCGCGGGUUGAAGUCCAAUAAUCUGGCACACCACAGAGUUCUAUACGAUAGCUUGCAGUCUGUGGCUAGAGGUAAAACGAGGAAGAAAAAGAUGAUCUGUCGAAAAGAUAUGUCGCUAAUAUGCUUAUGGACUUUCAAUUGGUUAUACAACGAUGAUUUUUUAUAUUGUUAUAUAGCCUUGAUCAGCGGCGGACUGGUUCAAUUUUGUAUGUAACAAUACCAUAAAUUGAACCCUUUAAACUUCUAGUCUUUCGUUGUGGACCAACAAACUGUAUGUAGGAAAACUGGCACUUGCCAGUUUGUAACUAACAUUGAGAAAUCAUCUCAUAGCCUAUUAUAGCGACAUAUCUUUACAUCACGGCCUCUUAAAAUCGUCGCUAUACAUCUCUAAUCAAUAACACGUACGUGUAAACUAUCCAAUUACCUAAAACGAAUUGUUUGUUAUCAACCCGAAAACAUUUAAAACGAUACCAGUAUAUCAGUGUCCAUUUUAUGAUUCAGUUCAGUUUUAACUUGUUUCGGUUCAGUUUAACUUCUAAAGAUCAACAUAAUAAUUUAUUCUAAAUUUUUUUUUUUUUUAAUUUAUUCCAUGAAAAAGUUUAAAAGAAGCCGUAGAAGAUGAUAAUACAAGAAUAUGUAGUCCCGUUUACAAACGUUAAAUUUGUAGUCAUUACUUUCCUUCUUACAGUUAUGGGCAAACGAACGAGUUAUAGAAUAAGAAUAAGUACCUUACUGUUUAUAUGAUGUUUCACGUUAUACUACACUUCUAAUCCAUUAUCCAUGACUAUUUUUUCUAAGUUCUGGAGCUCCAAAUUCCAAACACUCGUUGUCAUUAUUCUUGUACAUAAAUGAUUUUGUAUUCCUAAGAAAUUUAAAACUUAAACCAUGGUUGAAUGUAGUAUUAAUAAGUAUACCAAUUUUUGAGCAAACCGAGAAAUAAAAUAAAAAUAAAAAUGUUUCAAAACGUUUGAAAAUCGAAUAAUGAAGGAAGGAUGAUGGUUAGAACCAAUAUUUAACAUCAUUGCAAAUCUUUAGAGGUCGAUGGCCUUCUCUACUAAAUUAGCCUUUUAUUACAAAAAGUACUCUUGGGACUAGUUCCCUUUUAACGAAUUUUCCUACGGUUUGGAGGAUGUAUACGAUGAAGAGGGCUUGGGGGAAGGAUUUUUUGCAACUAGAAAAUAUCCCUGGAGAUCAAUUUCGAAAGAAAAGUAAGCCAAGCAAGAAACCCACUCUCUCUUCUCUUAAUAAUCAUUCACAUGACGCAAUAUGCACACAUCUUCUCUCCUCGAGUCCGCCAUCUAUGCAUAGACACAACGCAAAUGUAUGAUUGUUGUGUCAGAAGAGAGAUAAAGAGCCUUCUCUCUCUAGCUUUUGGGGAUCUAUAUAACAGACAGUGUCUCCCUUUGUUCUCUUUGUCCCUCUGCCUUCCAUACACACAGUUUGUCUCUCUUUCUCUCUCUCUCUUUUCGUUUACUCUGCGUCUCAACACUCCUUCCCAGAAGAAAGAAAGCCAGCAAUGGAGAGGCUAAACUCGAAGCUAUACGUGGAGAACUGUUACAUAAUGAGAGAGAAUGAGAGGCUACGGAAGAAAGCUGAGCUUCUGAAUCAAGAGAACCAACAGCUUUUGUUUCAACUCAAACAGAAACUCUCCAAAACUAAGAAGAACCCUAAUGGAUCAAACAAUGACAAGAAUCUUUGCUCAUCAAGCUCUGCUUCUGGACAAUCCUGAAUUAAAAUCAAGAAAUGUUAGAGCAGAUAUUUGGAAUUGGUAGAAGAAAAGACCCAAUCUUCCUAGUUUUUGUUUGUUUGUUGUUGUUGUUGGUUAUUUGGUGUAAUGCAAGGAAGAUAUUAGUAAUAUCUAGUAGGUUGUUAUGAAUAGAAGAUUCUCUCUUGUGUCUCUCUGUUAGUCUUAUCAGUCAUAUUUUACAUUUGUUUCUAUUUUCUAUCUUAAUUGAAGAUCUCUUUUGCUUUC
Brassica napus (rape) is the source of this 2154-nucleotide messenger RNA. Its product is annotated as protein LITTLE ZIPPER 3-like. Lineage: Eukaryota; Viridiplantae; Streptophyta; Magnoliopsida; Brassicales; Brassicaceae. The transcript has 2 exons. The coding region runs from base 1699 to 1911 and encodes 70 amino acids. The record is from RefSeq and is a predicted model, not a curated record.